AUUAGAAAAGCUUUAUGUACAAUGAGUGUGCAUGUAUGUAUCGACAAAUAUAGUUUACUUUGAAUUUUAUACAUAGCGUCAUCAAGUAAUUCGUAAAAUUUGUUACGUUCCUUUUUUUUUUGGUUUUCGAAUAAAAAAAUUAUAACUUUGCUGUCAUAAGAAAAUGUCAAAAUGACAGAAACGUACAAUCCAUUCGUAUAUUGGGCUCAAACUGAGAAUCAGGUUACAUUAAAAGUCGAUUUGGCUGACGUUAAGGAUAUUAAUAUUAAUUUGCAAGAAAAGAAGUUGCAAAUAAGUGCAUACGGCCAAGGUGCAAGAGGGUGCAAUAAUUAUGGAUUUAGUAUUGAUUUUCAUGAACUUGUUAAUCCUGAUGAAAGCAAUUACAAAGUGAUUGAUCGUCAGAUAGAUUUUACAUUGAAAAAACAAUGUUGUGGAUGGUGGCCACGAUUGACUAGUCAACCACAAAAACCACCAUGGCUUAAAAUAGAUUUUGAUAAAUGGAAAAGUGAAGAUAUGGAUGAUAAUGAGUAUGAGAAGCGAGAUGUUUCUACCGAUUAUCCUGAUAUGUAUGAUAAAUUACAUAAAGAAGAACUUGGAUAUAGGAAAGAGGAUUUUAAGAAGGUAUACUUAAUCAUCUACAACUUAUGUCAAUUUGUCGGAUUUCUUUAUAUUCUUGUCGUUAUGGGCGUGAAAUAUUCCCGUGAUGGACCAGCUUCUAUGAAACAUACGUACGCUACUGUUGGAAAUCCAAUGAAAUUUAUACAGUUGCUACAAUUUUUAGAGGUUAUGCACCCUUUGUUUGGUUAUACCAAAGGUAGCAUAAUGAUGCCUCUCAUACAAAUAGGAGGCAGAUCAUUUGUAUUAUUUUGCAUGAUAGAAGGAGAAUCACGUAUGCAAACUAAACCAGUUGUGUUUUAUCUCUUUAUUGUAUGGAGUGCAGUAGAAGUAAUCAGAUAUUUAUAUUAUAUUACACAAUUAUUGAAUGUAGAUAUUUAUUUCUUAAUGUGGUUAAGGUAUACAGUAUGGAUACCAUUGUAUCCAUUAGGUGUAAUAUGCGAAGGUAUUAUAAUUUUGCGUAACAUUCCAUAUUUUGAAGAAACACAACGUUUUACCAUAUCGUUACCAAAUUCGUUCAAUUUUUCUCUUCAUUUUCCGACUUUCUUGCGAAUUUAUUUAUUAUUAUUAUGUAUACCUGGUAUUUACACAAUGAUGUCGCAUAUGAAUCAUGCUCGUUAUAAAAAACUUGGAAAAUCUAAUAUAAAAAGGAAAUACACAUAACUUCAUUUUACAUAAUAUAUAAAUAUAACUUAAAAUAAUAGCCAAAGAUAAUAUUAUUUUUAGCAUAAUAUAUACUAUAAUAUAAUUUUUCUUAUUUUUUUUUUUUUUUUUUAAUGUAAAGGAUAUAUAUUAAUUAUUAUGUGACAUUUACUGUGGUUAUUAGCAAAAUAUAUUUCUAUAUUUCUUCUUAUACAGUAGAUCAAUACAAUGUGAGUCAAUAUUUAAUUAUCAAUCUAAUUAAUUAACUAUUAAACUUUUACUUAGGCUAAUGUCUAUCAUAUGAUAUAAUUAAAUUGAGAUCAUCGUUGUGAAAUAAUGUUUAUGUCUAUAUAUUUUUAUUUUACUUUUUUAUUAUUAUUAUUAUUAUUAUUAUUAUUUAAAAUUAAUCAAAAUGAUAAGCCAAGAUGAAAAUAAUUCUAUGAAAUGGUCAAUGAUUAAAAUUCGUACAUUGAUUAACUACAUUGUAGACAUGCCGUGAUUCAUUGACAAAUUAUUCUUUAGGAUCUUUCCCAUUGAUUAAUUAUUUUCUAGAUAUUUCGUAACUCAUUGAUAAAAUUCUCCUGAAUAAAUGUAUAACAAUAAAUUAAAAUUCUAUCAGAAAA
Messenger RNA from Vespa crabro (European hornet), 1880 nucleotides. It is a transcript of the gene Hacd2, whose product is annotated as very-long-chain (3R)-3-hydroxyacyl-CoA dehydratase. Gene Ontology annotation, cellular component: endoplasmic reticulum membrane. NCBI's taxonomy places the organism in Eukaryota, Metazoa, Arthropoda, Insecta, Hymenoptera, Vespidae. The transcript is spliced from 5 exons. The record is from RefSeq and is a predicted model, not a curated record. Gene Ontology annotation, molecular function: 3-hydroxyacyl-CoA dehydratase activity. Gene Ontology annotation, biological process: sphingolipid biosynthetic process; fatty acid elongation; very long-chain fatty acid biosynthetic process. Bases 172 to 1278 code for a protein of 368 amino acids.